This is a messenger RNA of Aspergillus nidulans FGSC A4, 943 nucleotides long. Its product is annotated as GILT family protein. The transcript has 2 exons. Lineage: Eukaryota; Fungi; Ascomycota; Eurotiomycetes; Eurotiales; Aspergillaceae. Gene Ontology annotation, cellular component: extracellular region. The record is from RefSeq and is a predicted model, not a curated record. The coding region runs from base 41 to 943 and encodes 300 amino acids. Gene Ontology annotation, molecular function: oxidoreductase activity, acting on a sulfur group of donors, disulfide as acceptor.
UGAUUGUCCACCACAUCGAACGAACGCUUGCCCUUCACUUAUGAUGGAGAAGCAGGCAGGGGAUCUAGAUCGCAGAGACCACUUCCCUCUCUCUACCGUUCCGAGCACCCGUCAGCGCCGUCGCGUUUUCCCCCGACUGAUCGGCCUCCUCGGGGUCAUUUCAUGCCUUUGGCUGACUCUCCACUGGCUCCCCAUCCACCAACUUACGCUCAGGAUACCGUCAUGUCGUCAUCAUACUCGACCUGCGACUGGCGGGCACUUGUUCGAUGGCGAGAAGAUCGCUACAGAUCCGGCACCUGCGGACUCCGAACGGGUACCAUUCGAGGCUCAUAUUAUGAGUAAAUGUCCUGAUGCGCGGGACUGCAUACGGGAGCUCAUUGUGCCGACUAUGGAGAAGAUUAGCGACAAGGUGAACUUUGAGCUUUCAUUCAUCGCAACUGUAUCGAAUAAAUCUUCGGAUGUUGAGUGCAUGCACGGUCCCGGAGAGUGUAUUGGCGAUAUGCUUAUGCUCUGCGCUGCGAAUAUCCCCUUUAGACCAGAGGACGGCCCCGCUCAGGACCGGACACCCACCGUUAGAUAUCUUGGGUUUGCGACCUGCCUCAUCAGCUCGUACCAAGAUAUCCCAGACAGGACGCUGGUCGAACAAUGCGCGUUGGAACACGGUAUCGACUUUGAUGCUCUAAAUGACUGCGUCAGCCAGCAAGAUGACAACCCCAACAAAUCCACUCAUGACGGUCCGUUGAGCGGUGUUCGCCUCCUACGGGAGAGCGCUCGUCAUAGCGCGGAGCUCGGUGUGAAGACGAGUUGCACCGUUCGUCUCGAUGACACCAUAUGGUGUGUCCGAGAUGGCGGGAUCUGGAAGGACUGCGCGAAGGAUGGCGAGGGCAGUAAAGUGCCGGUAUUAGUCGACGAAAUUGAGGAGCUCUGGGAACAGAGAAACUGA